Messenger RNA from Hibiscus syriacus, 902 nucleotides. RefSeq names its product RWD domain-containing protein 1-like. Bases 54 to 842 code for a protein of 262 amino acids. Gene Ontology annotation, molecular function: protein binding. NCBI's taxonomy places the organism in Eukaryota, Viridiplantae, Streptophyta, Magnoliopsida, Malvales, Malvaceae. The record is from RefSeq and is a predicted model, not a curated record. The transcript is spliced from 11 exons. Gene Ontology annotation, biological process: cytoplasmic translation.
UCAGAAAACAAAAACAAAAGGCACAAAAGGAAUAUUAUCCCAAUUUCACAACCAUGACCGACCAUGCACAGGAGCAGGAGAUGGAAAUUGAAGCCUUAGAAGCAAUACUUAUGGAUGAAUUCAAAGAAAUUCACUCCACGGAGAGUGGACUAAGCAUUUCGAAUAGAUGCUUCCAAAUAACAAUAUCUCCUCAGGUGCGUUUUAUCAGAGACAUAAAGUUAUCUACCAUUCUGGUUAUGCCAUCGCUUCUUCUUCUUGUGUUUAAAAAUACAGAAAAAUAUCCAGACGAGCCUCCAAUCCUUAAUGUAAAAAGUAUACGGGGAAUACAACCCAGUGACCUGAAAGCUUUGAAGGAAAAGCUUGAGCAGGAGGCAUCUGAAAAUCUUGGAAUGGCUAUGAUUUACACUUUGGUUACAUCAGCCAAGGAAUGGCUAUCUGGAAGAUAUUGCCAAGAUGCUGAUGCUGAUGCUGACAAUGCUGAAGAAGAGGAGGCAAGAAAAGAUGAGGUAAUUGUUCCACAUGGAGAACCUGUUACCAUUGAUACAUUUUCAGCAUGGAGAGAAAGGUUUGAAGCAGAGUUGGCACUAGAGCGAGCCAAACUAAUGCCUGAGUCUGCUCUCACGGUACCCAAAGAGAAGAAGCUCACAGGCAGGCAGUGGUUUGAAAGUGGAAGAGCUAGUGCGAAAGGUGCAGCUGCUAUCAAAGAAGAAUAUGAUGAGGAAGAGGAGGAAGAUGUUGAUUUGGAUGAUGAUGAUUUCGAAGACGAUGAAGAAGACAUGCUUGAGCACUAUCUGGCUGAGAAGUCAGAUUCUUCAUCUCUCUUUUCAAAGAGAACUGCCUAAGAGAAAAAGUUUCUCCCGAUUGAAAAUUCAAUACUUUGUUGGAGCAAUUCCUGGCAUUGG